GGGCAGAAGCUCCUGACGGGUGAAAACUCUUUGGGCGGGGUUUGUCCCUUGAAGAAGAUUAUGACGCACAGGGACGGGGUGGGGCUUCUGGAAAAGGUCAGCGUGCGGGCUUACAAAUGCUUUCGUCAAAGUUUUCUUCGGUGUCUUUCAAGAGGAUCAUGUGGAACCGCAUCACUUUGACCCCUGUCUUGAGGUACCCAGCAUGCCUUGUGUCUACAUCCUGGUUUCCAUUAUCCCAGACUUGCAAGAGCAAGUGCCAGAAAUUUGGCAAGGGCCAACAACAAGUAUGCUGCCUACUGAUUAGUCAUGAUAGAGUUAAACCUGUCAACAUAGUUCCACAUAACAUGAUACACUCCCCUUCUGUGACCUUCAAGAUAAAAAGCAAGCAUCAGCAUACAAAAAGCUUCCCAGUAUUAGAUGGGAGUAUCCCUUCCCUGUAUCAACAUGUUUCAGAAUGCAAUGCAAGGAACAGUGAGAUCUGCAUUCAGAGAUAUACAGAGUUGCUUGCGAAGGUGAGCGAAGGAGGAGGAAAAAAUGCGACACUUCGUCAUACUCAGAGGAACAAGAAGCUGCUUGUUCGUGAACGCCUUAAGAUGCUUCUUGAUGACGAACCUUUCCUUGAGCUCUCCCCUUUUUCAGGCGUUGGUAUGCCUUAUGGUGAUGUUCCUGCUGCAGCAUGUCUCACUGGAAUUGGGAAAAUCUGUGGAAUCUGGUGUGUCUUCAUAGCUAAUGAUGCAACAGUGAAAGGUGGGACCAUUUAUCCUGUUUCAGUGAAGAAACAGCUAAGAGCUCAGGAAAUAGCAAUUAAAAAUAAACUUCCAUCUGUUUACCUAGUGGACAGCGGGGGAGCAUUCUUACCACUACAGGCCGAACUGUUUCCUGACAAAUUUCAUGGUGGCCGAAUUUUCUACAAUGAGGCUGUAAUGUCUGCAAUGAGAAUCCCUCAGGUGGCAGUUGUGUGUGGCUCUUGUACUGCAGGAGGUGCUUAUGUUCCUACCAUGGCAGAAGAAACAGCCAUUGUAGAUAAAAUUGGUACAAUGUUUCUUGCUGGGCCGCCUUUAGUUAAAGCUGCCACAGGGGAAGACAUUUCUCCUGAGGAAUUGGGAGGAGCUAAACUGCACUCUGCGGUCAGUGGCUGUGUUGAUCAUUUUGCAUCUUCAGAAAAGGAAGCAUAUGAGUGUGUUAGAAAUAUUAUUUCAACACUUAAUUAUGAAGUCCCUGCAGAAAAUACUUUAGAGUAUGACAGUCCCUUGUACAGUGCUGAUGAGCUACUGGGACUUGCACCACAAGACUAUAGCUGCACUCUACAUAUAAAAUUGAUUCUGAGUCGUCUGAUAGAUGGUAGUAGAUUCCAGGAAUUCAAAGCUAAUUAUGGAACAACCUUAGUAACAGGAUUUGCUUACAUGGAAGGACUGCUAGUUGGAAUAGUGGCAAACAAUGGUGAGCUGACUCAUGAUGCUUCUCUAAAGGGUUCCCACUUCAUACAGCUUUGUAGCCAACGAAACAUUCCCCUCCUGUUCAUCCUGAAUACAGCUCCACAUGCAGUAGAACCAGCUAGUCUUGCACAGGCAGAGGAUCAUACCAAAAGAUUAAAGGCGCAGGCCUCCAUGAUGGCUGCAGUUGCUUGUGCUGCUGUCCCCAAAAUAACCCUUGUGAUUGGUGGCUGUUAUGGGAAUGAAAGUUAUGCUAUGUGUGGGAGGUCAUUUGAGCCAAAUUUUCUGUUCCUCUGGCCUAAUGCAAGAAUUGCCCUUGUGGAUUCAAGACAUUUAUCCACAUACUCACUGACAUGCAUGGGAGAAGGAGCAGAGUUAAAACAAUUAAAGGAAAAACUAGAGGAAGAAAGCAGUGCCUUUUACUCUUCUGCCAGGAUUUGGGAUGAUGGUGUAAUUCUACCGCAGAAUUCUAGGAAGGUAAUUGCACAGUGUUUAAGAAUUAUGAAGCAGCAGGAUUAUCAGAACAUGGCCCUGCAACAGUCUCCUCUUCCUGUCAUAAGAAUGUAAGCAGGAAGGGCUGGCUACAAAGAACUGAAUUUGACAUCAGUACAGUGAGGUGCUUAAAUAGAAAUAAUAUUUUAAUAUUGCCAAGAGUACUAUUAUGAUAUUGGAGAAUGGUGAAUAUGUUAGUCCUGAAUCAUGUGUCUAUUCCUUUGCGUAUCCCAUUGGCAGGUUACUUGAAAUGUAUGCCUCUUGUAUUGAAUAUGACCAAGAGAUUCAUGAGCUUUCACAACUCUUAUACAGUUUACCUUUGUCUUGAAGAUGACAGUUCACCUUUUGUACAAUUGGAUUAAUUGUUUUCAUUUAAAUUUCCAUCACUGAAUGAGACUAAAUACUGACAAAUUGCAUAAACAUUUAUAUCUAUAGUACAUGAGGUUCAUAAAAGCAUGUUGAAAAUCUGUGGCUGUGCACUUCUUGUGAAGUGUUCAAAUAUUUAAUUGUUUUGGGAAAUGUAUGAAGUACUUUGUCCUAUUAAACUAAUUUUACAAAUAACUGAUAA
Messenger RNA from Hemicordylus capensis (graceful crag lizard), 2493 nucleotides. Its product is annotated as methylcrotonoyl-CoA carboxylase beta chain, mitochondrial-like. The record is from RefSeq and is a predicted model, not a curated record. Gene Ontology annotation, molecular function: methylcrotonoyl-CoA carboxylase activity. Gene Ontology annotation, cellular component: methylcrotonoyl-CoA carboxylase complex; mitochondrion. The transcript has 13 exons. Lineage: Eukaryota; Metazoa; Chordata; Lepidosauria; Squamata; Cordylidae. The coding region runs from base 117 to 2000 and encodes 627 amino acids. Gene Ontology annotation, biological process: L-leucine catabolic process.